Messenger RNA from Prunus armeniaca (apricot), 210 nucleotides. The record is from the annotation of a GenBank genome assembly. NCBI's taxonomy places the organism in Eukaryota, Viridiplantae, Streptophyta, Magnoliopsida, Rosales, Rosaceae.
AUGGCCCCUUUCCGACUGAUAAAGCCGAGCCCUACGUCGUUUGCCGUCGAUCGGCACAGUAUCUUCUUCUGCAAAAAAACUCUACCGACGCAGUCAUUCUCUACUGUUGCUACGAUGUCUCACUCCACAACAAGGGGACUAUGUUCUACGAGAAAUUCACAAAGGUGCUUGUGGCCUACUCUUCAUUAUGAUGCCAUCAAGCUUGUAUAG